GUGGGGGGGUAGGCAGCCGUGGAGAGCAGAGCGGAGCUGAACUGGUGCGACUGCAUCCAUGGCAACCGCAAUGGCAGAAGCGGAGACGCGACAAAAACUGCUUCGCAACGUCAAGAAGGAGGUGAAGCAGAUCAUGGAGGAGGCUGUAACCAGAAAGUUUGUGCAUGAAGACAGCAGUCACAUCAUCUCCUUCUGUGCUGCAGUGGAGGCCUGUGUGCUGCACAGACUGAAGCGGAGAGCUGCAGGCUUCCUGCGCAGUAAUAAAGUGGCAGCACUCUUCCUGAAGGUGGGGAAAAGCUAUGGCCCUGCCCUACAGCUCUGCAGGAAAGCCCAGGAGCUGGAGCAGAUCAUCGACAACAACAGACGGAACCAGGCUUCACGGAACCAUGAGGUGGCCCAGAAACCAACCAAGUCACCCAGCGUGUCCCCCCAGGCAGCCAGGCAUCUGUGGAUCAGAACUGCUCUCAUGGAGAAGGUCCUGGACAAGGUGGUCCUCUACCUAGUGGAAAACAGCAGUAAGUUCUAUGAGAAAGAGGCGGUUCUGAUGGACCCAGUGGAUGGACCCAUCCUCGCAUCUCUCUUGGUGGGACCCUGUGCGCUGGAGUACACCAAGAUGAAGACUGCUGAUCACUUCUGGACAGAUCCAUCUGCUGACGAGCUGGUCCAGAGACACCGCAUUCACAGUGCCCUCUGUAGGCAGGAUUCCCCCACCAAGCGCCCCGCCUUGUGUAUACAAAAGAGGCAGUCCAGUGGCAGCAUGGAGGAGCGGCCGCUGCUCUCUGCUCGGGACUAUGUGGAGUCGCUGCACCAGAACUCCAGAGCAACGCUGCUGUAUGGCAAGAACAAUGUCCUAGUGCAGCCGAGAGAUGACAUGGAGGCUAUCCCAGGGUACCUCUCUCUCCACCAAACAGCAGAGGUCAUGACCCUGAAAUGGACGCCCAAUCAGCUGAUGAAGGGCUCUGUUGGAGAUGUGGAAUAUGAGAGGAGUGUUUACUGGGACUACACCAUGACAAUCCGUCUGGAGGAGAUAGUGUAUCUGCACUGCCACCAACAGGUGGACAGUGGGGGCACAGUAGUGCUUGUGAGUCAGGAUGGAGUGCAGCUGCCCCCACUCCGCUUCCCCAGGGGGGGCCACCUGCUGCAGUUCCUGUCCUGCCUGGAGACAGGACUCCUCCCCCAUGGCCAGCUGGACCCGCCCCUUUGGUCCCAGAGAGGAAAGGGAAAGGUUUUCCCUAAACUCCGGAAGAGAAGUCCUCAUGGAUCGUCUGAGUCGGUCUCUGACAAAGAAGAGGAUGAAGCCGCAGACUAUGUCUUCCGCAUCCUGUUCCCUGGCAGCCAAUCAGAGUUUGUAGCUCCGGAUCUGAUGGAUCAGGGGGCGGUGCUUUGGCAGCCCACGCCCAGGAAGUCCUCCUGUUCAUCCUGCUCCCAGAAUGGCUCCUCUGAUGGCAUGCCCGCCAAUGGCUGCAACCACGACAGGGCCCCUCUGAAGUUGCUCUGUGACACCAUGAAGUAUCAGAUUAUUUCACGGGCUUUCUAUGGCUGGCUAGCGUACUGUCGUCACCUGUCCACUGUGCGCACCCAUUUGUCCGCCCUGGUGAACCCCACCAUUGUGUACCCUGAUGUGCCCUGCGAUGGCGGGGGGGGCCUCUCUGCAGAGGUCUGGCAGCAAUUCCUCCAGGACUGCACUGCAUAUGAGGAGGCAGAGCUACUGAGGCUGGUGUACUACGGUGGGGUGGAGCCAGAGCUGCGCAGGGAGGUUUGGCCCUUCCUGUUAGGGCACUACCGGUUUGGGAUGUCCGAGGCGGAUAGGAAAGAGGUGGAUGAGCAGGUACGGGCGUGCUAUGAGCAGACCAUGAGUGAGUGGCUGGGCUGUGAGGCCAUCGUGAGGCAACGAGAGAAGGAGCAGCAUGCGGCUGCUCUGGCCAGGUGCCUCUCUGGGGGAGGUUCCGACAAAGUACCUCAGAAGACGACACACCGCGACUCCACUGUCAGCACAGAGUCCUCCCAGAGCAGCAGCUCAGACAGACAGGGUCGUGGGCGAUUGCAGAGCAGCUCAAGUAGCAGCACUCAGGUGUUUGAGUCAGUGGAUCAGAUUGAAAUGCAGCUUAAGAAUGAAGACAGCAAAUCAGUGUCCAAAAUCCUAAAUGGGGUAUCUACAAGCAAGGCUCUGCAAAAUGGGGAAGCCAUGAACAAGGCUCUGCAAAAUGGGGUGCCUGCAAGCAAGGCUGUCCCAAAUGGGGUGCUACCUAACGAGCCUCUGUCAAAUGGGUUGCUCCCCAAUGAAGCUCUCCAAAAGAGGAUUUCCUCGCCAGAAUCCGGACAUCCUCCAUCCAGCAAUUUCCCCGUCACUUCCGUCCUCUUGUACUCCUGCCUCCAACCUGAAGAGACUCUCCCAGCAGUAGCUGAGCCCCACACCCCACCUAAAGAAAAGGGACCUCCAGCCAAUGCCACAUCACAGAGAGAGGACAACAUCUCUGGUGACAAUGGGGCAGAAGAUGCAGCAGUGGGAUCAGAAACCCCAGAAACAAGAGAGUCUGAGAACUUGGAAGUAGCAAAGGUCACUGAAAGAGCAGCUGCCAGUAACUCUGAAACAAUAGAGAGCAUAGAUUUAGAGAUGAGAGUGUCUACGGUUUCUGCAGGGGAAGAGGCCAAAUCAACUGAAAAUGACAAGCACAAUAUUUCUGAAACAGAAGAAACCAAUUCUAUAGGUAUGGGACAAGUUGCUAAGGCCUCUGAAACAGAGGAGACCACAUUUAAAAGUAUAGGGGAGGCUAAGGUUUCUGAAACAGAAGACACCAAAUCAACAGGUUUGGAGGAGACUAAGGCUUCUGAAACAGAAGAGGUCACAUUUACAAGUAUAGGGGAUGCUAAGGCUUCUGAAACAGAAGACAUCAAAUCAACAGGUAUAGAGGAGACUAAGGCUUCUGAAACAGAAGACACCAAAUCAACAGGUAUGGAGGAGACUAAGGCUUCUGAAACAGAAGAGGCCACAUUUACAAGUAUGGGGCAGACUAAGGUUUCUGAAACAGAUGAGAUCAAAUCUACAGGUAUCAAAGAAGCUGCUAAGGCUUCUGAAACAGAAGAGGUCACAUUUACAAGUAUAGGGGAGGUUAAGGCUUCUGAAACAGAAGACACCAAAUCAACAGGUAUGGAGAAGACUAAGGCUUCUGAAACAGAAGAGGUCAUAUUUACAAGUAUGGGGCAGACUAAGGCAACUGAAACAGAGGAGAUCAAAUCUACAGGUAUCGAAGAAGCUGCUAAGAUCUCUGAAACAGAGGAGGCCACAUUUACAAGUAUAGGGGAGGCUAAGGCUUCUGAAACAGAAGACACCAAAUCUCUAAAAUUGGGGGAGACUAAGGCUUCUAAAAUUAUGGAAACUAAGCUGUCUGAAAUGGGGCAGCCCAUUAUUUCUGACAUUGGUGAGAGUAAAACCCCAGAAAUAGGACAGACCAGCAUUGAUAGAACUAAAUCUCUUGAAGUGACAGAUGUGAAUGUACUUGAAGAGACCAAAGCACCAGAAGUGGAGAAUGGUAAUCUUUCAGAAAAUGAGGAGAUGACAGUUCAAGAAAUUAGAGAUGCUAAAAUGUGUGAAAUAACAGAAGUUUCCUCAUCCACAACUGGAGAGGCUGAGGUUUCUGAAAUUGAAGAGACUGAAUUACCGCAUGUGACAGAGGCUAAAACUUGUGACACAGAAGAGACAAAAUCCUCAGGAACUACGGAAACUAAAGUCUCUGAAACAGGGGUGCCCAAAUCCCCAGAAACAGGGGAGAUCAGGGUUUCUGAAACAGGGGACACAGAAGCACAAGAAAUGGAAGAGAUGAAAAUUUCUGAAAAGGAGGAGACAAUUGUUUCUGAAACUGAAGAGAUCAAAUGUAAAGAAAGUGGAAAUGUGAAUAAUUCUGACAUGACAAAUGCCAAAUCUACAGAAAUGGUAGAGGGCAAGGUCUUUGAAAUGGGGCAGGCCAGGGGUCUUCUAAUGGAAGGGAGUGAAUCUCCAAAAUUAGGCAAGUCUCAGGUUUUUGACAUGGAGGAGAGCAAAUCUCUGGAAAUUGUAGAAGUCAAAGUUUUUGGGACAGACAAACCCAUAGUUCUUGACACGGGAAAAGCUAAGGUACUUGAGAUGGAAGGGAUAAAGCCUAAAUCAACAGACACUAAAAUGUUUGAAAUGGAGGAGGUCACUACUUUGGAAAUGGAGGAGCCUCAGUCAAGAGGAAUAAAGAUAUCCUCUGGUACCAUGGAAACCAAAGUAUGUCCAGCUAUAGUGGACGAUUCAGAUGAUUCUCCUUCAGCAUUAGAGAUGGAGGAGAUUCCCACUGGCAGAGUGUCAGUGGCAUCCUGGGACAGGCAGGUACUCUUGGAGAUCCAUCAGAAACCCAUCCGUCCUCUGUCCCCCACAAAGACCACACAUUUGGGAGGUGGGGCAGAGGUUUUAGGGGUUGGGCUUCCAGUACUGGAGCUGCGGCUAGAGAGAGAGAGAAGAGAUGAGCCAGACGUCAGCUCAGAGGUCAGCGAGCCUGUCCUGUCAGAGGAGGAGCCUGAGAUGGAAAGCCUGUUCCCGCAGCUUGACUCCCUGGCCAUUUGUGGGGAGCUUGGUACUGAUGCCACCUCUCCAGCCUCCUCCAUUGGAACGACCUACUCCCAAGAGCUGCUGGACUUGUACACAGUAAACCUGCAUCGCAUUGAAAAGGAUGUUCAACGGUGUGACCGGACCUACUGGUACUUCACCCCUGCCAACCUGGACAAACUCCGCAACAUCAUGUGUAGUUAUGUGUGGCAACAUCUGGACAUCGGUUAUGUGCAGGGCAUGUGUGACCUGUUGGCGCCUCUGCUGGUAAUUCUUGAUGAUGAGGCCCUAGCCUUCAGUUGUUUCUCCCAGCUCAUGAAGAGGAUGAACCAGAACUUUCCCCAUGGAGGAGUCAUGGACACACACUUUGCCAACAUGCGCUCCCUCAUCCAGAUUCUGGACUCAGAGCUGUUUGAGCUGAUGCAGCAGAAUGGAGACUAUACACAUUUCUACUUCUGUUACCGCUGGUUCCUGCUGGACUUCAAACGAGAGCUGGUGUAUGAGGAUGUGUUCUCAGUGUGGGAGACCAUCUGGGCAGCCAGACAGGUCUCCUCAGGACACUUUGUUCUCUUCAUUGCACUGGCACUAGUGGAGAUCUACAGAGACAUCAUCCUGGAGAACAACAUGGACUUCACUGACAUCAUCAAGUUCUUCAACGAAAUGGCAGAGCGGCACAAUGUCUCAGAGGUCCUAGCACUAGCCCGAGACCUGGUCUACAAAGUCCAGACGCUCAUCGAGAACAAGUGACCUUCCCACUCCACCUCUUUCUCUCAGUCACCGGCGUCCCAGCAUCCUCUCUGUCCAAGGCCACACACAUGCACACACAGACACACUACAGUGUUUAUGCCUCACAAACAAGAAUCCCUCUGUCAUAAUGUGCCUCAUAGGCAACCAGUAAGAAUGCCUCUGUCUUAAUGUUCCUCACAGGCAACCAAUAAGAAUCCCUGUCACAAUUUGCCUCACAGGCAACAAAUAAGAAUCCCUCUCAUAAUUUGCCUCACAGGCAACCAAUAAGAAUCCCUUUCAUAAUUUGCCUCACAGGCAACCAAUAAGAGUCCCUCUGCCAGAGGGGCUGACAUAAUCCACCAUCAGUUUAUCCACAUGUACCCUACACCCAGACACACUACAGUGUUUAUGCCUCACAAACAAGAAUCCCUCUGUCAUAAUGCGCCUCAUAGGCAACCAGUAAGAAUGCCUCUGUCUUAAUGUUCCUCACAGGCAACCAAUAAGAAUCCCUGUCACAAUUUGCCUCACAGGCAACAAAUAAGAAUCCCUCUCAUAAUUUGCCUCACAGGCAACCAAUAAGAAUCCCUUUCAUAAUUUGCCUCACAGGCAACCAAUAAGAGUCCCUCUGCCAGAGGGGCUGACAUAAUCCACCAUCAGUUUAUCCACAUGUACCCUGCAGAAUUUUGUCUUUGUCCCUGUUUCAAGAACUCUGGUGGCCCUCCCUUGGUAGCAGAGCAGCUCUGAAUCUGAAUAUACUCCUCCUACAUAAUCCCCUCUCAGAAUCUGCUCAUGUACUCCUUAUACACACUCCUUUCUCUGGAUCUGGUCAUAUACUCCUCCUACACGUUCCCUAUCCUAGAUCUGCUCAUAUAUUUCUCAUACACACUCCCUAUUCUAGAUGUGUUCAUGUAGUCCUAACAUACACUCUCUACUCUAGAUCUGUGCAUAUAUUUCUCAUACGCACUUCCUACUCUGGAUCUGCUCAUAUACUCCUCAU
Messenger RNA from Megalops cyprinoides (Indo-Pacific tarpon), 6287 nucleotides. Its product is annotated as small G protein signaling modulator 1-like. Lineage: Eukaryota; Metazoa; Chordata; Actinopteri; Elopiformes; Megalopidae. The record is from RefSeq and is a predicted model, not a curated record. Gene Ontology annotation, biological process: activation of GTPase activity. Gene Ontology annotation, molecular function: GTPase activator activity. The transcript has 25 exons. Bases 59 to 5311 code for a protein of 1750 amino acids.